AUGCCUUUAGUGACAAGACGUUACGGUAAAGCCUUAAGAUUGGCACUGCUGGGGCUGUUGGUUUGUUUGGUUUUCCUCGGUACUACAAGAUAUAACGGUGAUCAUGCCGCUGCAGAAGAGUAUCUAAGAAAAUAUUUAUCCGGGGGUCAAUUGGAACAUGCUUUAAAUAGUGUAGCUGCUCAUGGGUCUGAUGCUGCAGCUGCAUUAAGGCAAGGAGUUGGGUCGGAUCAACAAGCAGUAGAUCAACAACAUACGCAAGAUCAUGCUUCAACACAAUCAUCUACUUUGGGGCCAGACAGUACUGCGAAAUUGAAGAGAUUUUAUGAGGAGGUAUUCACGCAUUUGAAGAAUUUCUCACCAGAGGGAAAGAGUCAGAGAAUUUACAAAGAAGAUUGUCCAUUACAUGGUGAUAUCGGAUUUCGUCCUGAAAAUUAUGAUGAAUGGCCUACAUUGGCACAUGACAGCUUGGAAAAUUGUUUAGAAAUUAGUCCCGAGGAGGUCACUAUGCUGAAGAAAAACCAUGCAGCUUAUGUUGAUGUGCUUGGUUCCCUAAGGCUGCCUAAGAAUGUCUAUAAGGGUAAAGGUAUUGUUACAGUAGGUGGUGGUAAAUUCUCUCUAUUGGCGUUGCUGGUGAUUCGUUCAAUGCGUGAAUUAGGGACUACAUUACCAGUAGAAGUUUUCAUUCCACCAAGUGAUUUGGGUGAAAACCAAUUUUGUGAUGAAAUUUUACCUCAAUACAACGCUAAAUGUGUUUACCUUUCUGAUGUUCUGCCGCCAAACGUUAUUGCCAAUUCCCAAUUUACUGGUUAUCAAUUUAAAUCAUUAUCAUUGAUCGCAUCAAGUUUCGAAGAUGUCUUAUUUUUGGAUGCUGAUAAUUUCCCAGUCAAACGACUAAAUGAUGUUUUUGAUUUAGCACCUUACAAAACUACUGGAUUUGUUUUGUGGCCAGAUUUUUGGCGUAGAACAACUCAACCAAUCUAUUACGACAUUGCUGAUAUCACUGUCAACAGACGUAAGCGUAUUCGUAACUGUUUUGAUGACUUAACACCACCUGAAGUCUACACCAAAAAUACGAAAUCGAUGGAUGAUAUUCCAUUCCAUGAUUUUGAAGGUACUAUUCCAGAUGUUUCAACAGAAUCUGGUCAAUUGAUGAUUUCCAAAUCCACUCAUUUACCAACGAUUUUAUUAGCGUUAUACUACAACGUUAACGGUCCAUCGUGGUAUUAUCCUAUGUUUUCACAAAGAGCUGCUGGUGAAGGUGAUAAGGAAACUUUCUUAGCUGCAGCUAAUUUCUACGGAUUGCCAUUCUACCAAGUGAAGACUGCUACAGGUGUUGAAGGUUAUCACAGAGCCAAUAAUGAAGGUUUCCGUGGUGUUGCCAUGUUACAACACGAUUUAAAUCAAGAUUAUUUGCGUUAUCAAGCUGCGGCAGACGCAAUUGAAGCCAAAUACGGUGGUAAAACCGCAAAAUCAAUCAAAUACGAUAAACUUUACUCCCUGGAUAAUUUUUACAAAACUUUCUUUGGAUCCGAAAACUCCGCUCUAAAAGAAUGUGACGUUAUGUUUGCCCAUUCUCAUGCACCAAAAUUUGAUCCAUAUGGACUUUGGACUCAGAACGAGUUGGUUCAAGAUGGUAAACAUUUCCGUUCCUACACCUCAUUGGAAAAGAUUAACAACUAUGAUUUAGAACUAUCAGCCAUCGAUAGUAUUCAUAAAUUCGUGUGCCUUGAUAAGGUAAAUUUCAAAUACUUAUCGGAGAAAAUACAAUCAAAACAAGAGCACCAAGAGAUGUGCGAUUACAUUUCAAAAAGAAGAGAAUUCUUAUUAUCAACUCAUCAACAAGCUAUCAGUAAGUAA
Zygosaccharomyces rouxii is the source of this 1857-nucleotide messenger RNA. It is a transcript of the gene MNN2, whose product is annotated as alpha-1,2-mannosyltransferase MNN2. Gene Ontology annotation, cellular component: Golgi apparatus. Lineage: Eukaryota; Fungi; Ascomycota; Saccharomycetes; Saccharomycetales; Saccharomycetaceae. The record is from RefSeq and is a predicted model, not a curated record. Gene Ontology annotation, molecular function: alpha-1,2-mannosyltransferase activity. The transcript has a single exon. Bases 1 to 1857 code for a protein of 618 amino acids. Gene Ontology annotation, biological process: mannan biosynthetic process.